Messenger RNA from Penicillium cinerascens, 1971 nucleotides. RefSeq lists its product as uncharacterized. Bases 1 to 1971 code for a protein of 656 amino acids. The record is from RefSeq and is a predicted model, not a curated record. The transcript has a single exon. NCBI's taxonomy places the organism in Eukaryota, Fungi, Ascomycota, Eurotiomycetes, Eurotiales, Aspergillaceae. Gene Ontology annotation, molecular function: protein binding.
AUGCCGUGUCUUCUCGAUCUUCCCCCCGAAUUGAUAUUAGGGAUCCCUAAAUAUCUCGAAUAUGAAAGCGACCUCAAUGGAUUCUCCCGAGUGAAUCGCUUCUUUUAUGAUUUGGUGAAUCCCCAGCUGUAUCGUCGGGUUCUCCAAGUUACUCGAUUCGGGGUCCACUCAGCACUCGACUGGGCCGCAGAGAAUGGAAAAGAAGCCUGCGUCCGUAGGCUAUUGGAAGCUGGUGUGCCGCCGGAUUCAGGCGUACAGCCAUGGAAGCCGAUCAUGUUAGCUGCGCAAAACGGACAUGCGAAUGUGGUCAAAAUGUUCAUUGAUUUCGGCGUCGACCCGAACCUACAAGCCGGUUUCAACAGAGAGACUCCUCUCUGGUAUGGCAAUCCGUUGACUGCGGCGGCGGAAAAUGGCCACGAAGAGGUCGUCAGACUGCUCGCCGAUCAUGGUGUGGAUCUUGAGUUUACCGACAUAUACCGACACCCUAUCAUCAACCACGAAGAAAUCAAAGUCGAGCAGCCUAUUUGUUUGGCUACUAUGAACAAGCAUAUACCGGUUAUCAAGCUUCUUCUUGAGAAGGGGUGCAAUCCUCAUGAAUAUGGCUCUCAAGGGAACACUGCGGUUUCCCUCGCCGCUUCCCUGGAUCUUGACAUUUUGAAAAUGUUCAUUGAGGCGAAGCCAGAUCUCAAAUUAAGCGAAUAUGACCCGAAUCCACUUGAGAAUGCUGUUGAGCGUGGCAAUAUAGCUGCAGCUAAGUUCCUUCUCAAAGAAGAGCCGGGUCUCCUGCCGUCAGGGCUGGGGGCAUUCCAACUGUUUCAAUUUGCAGCACUCCACUCUCCUGAAUUCGCCAGGCUCAUCCUGAAACAGCUUGACCUGGAGGAAGCAAUUCAAAAGAGAGAUAGGGGAGAGUGUCGGCAUCUCGUGAUCGGGGCAGCAUCGGCUGGCUUAGAAGACGUGAUGAAACGCCUCAAAGAAACUGGCUGUCUUUCCCAACGAAGUGCGGACCACGAACUUAACGCUCCUCUAUGCUCAGCAAUUCAAAAAGGUCAAGUCGGCAUGGUGAAGUUGUUGCUAGAUUACCAAGCAGAUCCAAAUAGCCGGCGAAAUCAUCCGUUGGAGGUAGUCAUGGAAUGCCCAGCGCCUCACAGUGAGGAGCUCACCGAAAUCACAAAGUUACUGCUUCAGAGAGGCUCUGUGCCGCCUGAUGAUUUGGAUCGCUCUUUCAAUUACGAUGCGUUACAUUCAUUCAAGACACUUGAGGUGUUCCAGAUGGUGCUGGAUGACCAUCUUAAUGUAGGUGAUAUGGACGACAGCAUGGUUGACCAAAUUCUACUGGACUCUGUGAGCCGGGGCGAAGAUGCAUUCAACCUUGUGGUGAGGCAUUUCAAUAUUGAGCUUCAGCCCGGUCGUGAAGGACAUGAGGAGAUACUGGCUCACGCUGCGAUCCAGGCCAACGCCCCUAUUCUGAAGAGAUUUCUGGAUGCUGGAUUUGAUGUAAACUCCCGCGAGUUAGGUGAUGAUUCUGAUGAUCUCCAGAGGCUGAAUCUUCUGGCCCUGGCUGCAACUGCGCAAGACAACGACGAGGAUAGACGAGCAGUGGACCUUCUUCUGGAGCAUGGUGCAGAUAUUGAGGGUAUAGAUGAGCCAGGCCAAGCAUCGUCCUUGUUUAUGUUGAUAUCCGCGUCUCCUGAAUUCGAGUUGGGGAUCUCGAAAGGUGUGAAGCUUUUCUUAGACUUGGGUGCCAAUCCAUAUUUCACCAACAAAAACGGAGACACUCCUUUGAGCGAAGCUGCACGAGUUAUGGAUCUUGCAGUUGUCAAAGUUCUGAUCGAGUUCUUCGAAAAGCAAGGAGAUGCGGCAUUCAAGCAGAUUAAAGAGUCGGUCGUGCGAGUUGCGUCUACGACCCAAUCACAAACGAUAUCUAGGCUCUUGUGGCGAUACUAUUGGCCACGUGUAUAUCCAUGUUCCUAG